Messenger RNA from Aspergillus ochraceoroseus IBT 24754, 1435 nucleotides. RefSeq lists its product as uncharacterized. Bases 260 to 1402 code for a protein of 380 amino acids. NCBI's taxonomy places the organism in Eukaryota, Fungi, Ascomycota, Eurotiomycetes, Eurotiales, Aspergillaceae. The transcript has a single exon. The record is from RefSeq and is a predicted model, not a curated record.
GCGGUACGUCGACCGGUUAGCUAAAGCGAAGCCCAUAUCCUGGUGCACCACUACAGUAAUAUACUCCAGCUCUAAGUGCCAUUUCUACUGGUCUAAGGUUUAUGGCUGAUGGAGAGUAUUCGGAGAACAUUUCCGGCAUGACAGAUGCAUUCAUCAGGAAGCCUCUAUUUGGAUCACAUGACAGGUUGCAUACCUCUGCCAACUUUUUGUUCUCCUAUGGUGCGAUGGUAUUGAGCAGUCACAGCAUACAGUCUGCAACAUGGGUUUCCUGGAUUGGUUGUUGCAGAAAUUCCCACGCUGGAGACUGCACAUCCCACGGCAAAGACAAUUAUCAAUAUUGGAAAAGUUGCCGCCUGAACUCAUAUGGUGCAUCACGGAUUUCCUGGAGAAGCCAGAUAUCAUCUGCUUGACUCUGUGCAGCUAUACCCUACUCAAUGUUAUCAGAAAGCCAGCCUUACCAACAGGUGACAGUUCAUUAAGGCUAGCUAUUCUUACCAGAAUAGCCGGCGAUUUACCAACCAUGUUUUGCUGCCACUAUUGUGUCAAGCUGCAUCCAACUGCAGACAUCCAUCACCCGGCAUCAACCAAAACAGACAUCUAUCACAAGUGCCCAGAUAUAGGGCUAUUACGCACCAAGCCUUCACCAAACUAUCUUCUGCUUUUCUUUCAAGUCCAUGGCAUGUCAAGUUUAUAUCGUUUCCGGCACUGUCAUUUAACGGCUGUGAUGAAAAACCACUAUCAUGGUCACCCACACGGAAGGGCGGUCGAGCGAUUGGCCUACACAGAGGUUAUGGAUUGGAAAUUCUAUCCAGCGACCACCACAUUACUCUCCGUGGAAGGGCGGGUCUGCUCGCUGGAUGAGGAACGCUCGACAUUAGUCCUCCAGAUACAAAACUGGGUGCUUUUUCAUGAUGAUCCGGAUGUCAACACAGUCAUGUCAACCCUCGGGAAUAUAUGGAUCUGUCGGCACAAUAGAUUAGACUGCAAUGCCAGUGGGUUUGAUAUCCGUUCUGCCAUCCAAACGCGGGGUUUCCGUCUGGAGAAAAGCAACACUUUUGAGUGUAUGGGCUGUCCAAUUUGCGGCAUUGAAUUCCAAUUUGACCUCCGAGACUGUGGGACAGAUGGAAAGGCAGUGUUGGUGACUAAAUGGCUGGAUCUUGGGGCUGGAUUGGGCUUCAAUGACCCAAAGUGGAAGCGCAUUAUCCCUGAUAUUUUAGAAUACAGAGAAAGAAGACAGUUAAUCACGAGUUCAGGGGAUAUUGGGCGACUGUUCCGGGAUGCCUCAUGCAUCGAGGGUCAAGCCAGCAAUCCGACAGAACGGAAUCAGUCAUACUUGAUGGGGAAGCGGUACCGUCGCCUGAUGUCCCCAAAGCUCGGUAACAUGUACUGGGCGCUAUUGUAACCGCAGUUCAGACCUUGAUGUUAAUGAGGAUAC